Messenger RNA from Candidula unifasciata, 312 nucleotides. NCBI's taxonomy places the organism in Eukaryota, Metazoa, Mollusca, Gastropoda, Stylommatophora, Geomitridae. The record is from the annotation of a GenBank genome assembly.
CCUGCUAUUGAAACCCGACUUAGUAAACUCGAAGAUAACCAGAUCCGAAUCGGAUCUGAGUUGAGUCAAUUCCGUGACGACGUCACCUCAAGUGUACAGUUGCUGCAGACGUCGGUAACAGAAAUCAAGAUGGCGACCACAGCUCUGGAGAACGUCAUCAGAGAGUCGUCGACCUUGUUACAGGCAUCGCUUGAACAGAUGCAGCAGCGACAGUUGGAGAACUCUGACCACUUAGGGAAACAAAUCAUGGAAGUGCGGAGGGACAUUGCUAUGACCAACAAACACUUACUGCCCAAUAUUAAGCAUAACUAA